GGAACUCAUCAUUCCAAACUCCAAUUCCUCGUAGCCCCAUUUUCAAUUCCCUCCUCUCUCUCUCUUUCUCUUCUUAUUUUUCACACAUUUUCUUAGCAACCAAACAGAUCUUUUUGGCCUCUAUGCGAUACAAAAUGCCUCGCUUCGCUUAAUAUCUGAUAUAGAUAACGUAUUCAUAUCCUUCUCAAACCCUAGCUCCCAUGAAUUCCUUUUCAUAGCUUCAAAUCCCACUGUACUCGAAUGAAAUCCCAUCCAAUCUCAAAAUCACCAUGCUAAAUCCUCACCUCUCAAUCUCAGGACCACACCGCAGACUCACCACACCAGUCAUAGAAAAAUCUUGGCAACUUCUACCAAUUCUUUUUCGCAACAGCGUCCCGGCUCGUCCCGAAGAAGAACGCUCUUCGAAACGCGUGCUCUUCGAUGCACCGCCGGACUUCGUUCGGUACCUAUGUUCGAUCCCCGGUUUUCCGAUUCGUCCAUUGGAAAACGGAUUCGUUACGGUUUCCAUGGCAGCGGCCUCGACGUUGUUUCGGGAGUUUGCUGCCAUGGCGGUUUUUGGCGGGAAAGUUUCGAGGUUUGGAAUUAGGUUUUUGGAGUCAGAUAGAGUGUGGGAUAGUAAUGUGAAAACUUACUUUAGAAAACGGAAGAGAGCGGAAUUAGAUGGACUUGUAGCGUCAAUGGCUAAAAGGAGAUCAUCUUCUUCAAUCUCUGGAAAUGGUGAAAAUAUUAUGAUCAGAAACAUGAAUUCAUUGAAAGCUAUCUUGCCUCCCUCAAAAGUUGAAUUGGGAGUUUUAAAUAAAGAGACAGCCAUAUCCCCUGUGCUUCUGGGCUCUUCUUCCAACUUUCUGAGUACAACAGAUCUUGAACACAAAGAAGGUAAAAAUGAUGUUGGGAUAGAGAUUAUUAUGUGUAAAGAGAUCCCAGGACCUGUGAAUACAUUCAAAUUCUGUAAUGGAUUGUUCAAAACCGAAACAGGUUCAAAUACUCUGAAGCCAAUGCAAGUAGAGAGCAUUACCGAAUACAUUCCUGAUCUAAACCUAGCUCCCCCAAUUAGCUUUCAAGAUCCAUUACUAUGUGAAGAAGCCCUGAUCAGUGACAUUAGAUUUAGAUUUCAACCGGGUUACACAACCACAAUUUUCCAAGAAGAAGAUAGGCAAUGCAAUGUUUCUCCAACAGUGGCUGGCAAGUAUGAUAUUCAUCCUUGCGAUGUUUCAAUGAGCCAACCAAAAGAAGAUGCAGAGGCCCAAGUGAAAAUUAGCAGAAAGGAAGGAUGCACUAAUUUUAGUGCAAAAGGAGAUUUGCAAAACCUAAUCCCAUCAGAAAAGACAAAUGUUACUCAUGAUGCACCGGUGAACUGCUUGGAGUUGAGAAAUGUGAUGGACAAUAUCACCUCAGACAAAGAUCAGACGGUAAAAAAGGUGGAGACUCAGGCCACCUUUCCUAUUGUUGAGCGUUGUUCCACUCAGAAAGUGCUGGCAAAAUCCUCUUGCAGAUUGAAGGGCUUGCGCAAGAAUGCUGUACCUCCAGAACCACAAGUUGUCAUGGAGUCAUUAGACCAUAAUAAAGUUGUUAUUACUCCCAAGCAGCAGGAUCAGUGUAAAAGUGGUCAGAAAUUUAUGGAGAAGAAUUUAAAGCAAAAUCGUAACAAGAACAUGCGUGAUAAAGAAAACAUGGUUGAUGCUACUAACUCUAUAACUUCAACUUUGGAGGAAAAAACAUUCCCACACUUUGAAUCUUUCAUAAUCGAGGAAGAAGAAGGUUCAGGUGGUUAUGGCACUGUUUACAGGGCUCGGAGAAAGAAUGAUGGGAAAAUGUUUGCUAUUAAAUGUCCCCAUGCCAAUGCCCAUAAACACCAUGUUAAUAAUGAGCUCAAAAUGCUGGAGCGUUUUGGGGGUAGAAACUUCAUCAUAAAGUUUGAAGGGUCUUUCCAAAGUGGCAACAGCAACUGCUUUGUUUUGGAGCAUGUUCAGCAUGACAGACCUGAGGUUUUGAAGAAAGACAUAGAUGUAUAUCAGCUCCAGUGGUAUGGUUAUUGUCUGUUUAGGGCCCUUGCAUGUUUGCAUAAGCAGGGAGUGAUUCACAGAGAUGUUAAGCCUGGGAACUUCCUCUUCUCUCGGAAGCUAAAUAAAGGCUAUCUCAUUGAUUUCAAUCUUGCCAUGGAUUUACAGAGCAAGUACACUAUUGGAAGUAAAUCAAAAUCAAGUCAUAAUGUUUCUAUUGAUCAUGUUCCUCUCCCUCAUUCAAAAUCUGCUCCAUCAAUUAAAGAUGAUAAACUUGUGAGAGGAAAUUUUAUAGCUGCCAAACAAGGGGUGUCAGUUAAUUCCAAGCCCACACAUGAACCUAAUAAGAACAUGAUGAAACGGGCUAUUGGUGGUCCCUUAAAGAACUAUCGUGAUCUUCCUGUUGGAAAUUUGUUUAAAAGCCAAGGUGCAGAUGGCUCAGGUAUAACCUCCACAAAGGAUGCAACAAGCACCAGGACUCCUUCCACAGAGAGGCUGAGGGAACCUCUUCCUUUCCUGGGAAGGAAAGAGCUGAUCAGCCUGGUGCGAGAUGCAGUGCAAAGUCCUGGUUCUCAAAGGGAAAGAGCCGCUGCUCCUCCAGACAAGAUUGACAGUAAAAUUGCUUAUCUGAGCCCAAUGCCUCUGCAAUCUGCUGGUGUUGGGUUACUGAAAAGCACAGGGGUUCCAAAACAAAAAAGAGAAGGCCCUUGUGUUGGAACCAAGGGAUUUCGUGCUCCAGAGGUCCUGUUAAGAUCUCUGCAUCAAGGUCCCAAGGUUGAUGUCUGGUCAGCUGGAGUUACCCUACUUUACCUGAUGAUUGGAAGAACUCCCUUUACUGGAGACCCAGAACAGAAUAUAAAAGACAUUGUAAAGUUAAAGGGCAGUGAAGAUUUAUGGGAAGUUGCCAAACUGCAUGACCGUGAUUCCUCAUUUCCAGUGGAGUUAUUUGACAUAAAGUUCUUACCAUCCAUGGAACUGCAAAGUUGGUGCAAAACUCAUACGAAGAGGCCAGAGUUUUUUAAGCUCAUUCCCAGAUCCCUCUUUGAUCUUGUGGAGAAGUGCCUGACUGUAAACCCAAGACUUAGACUCAGUGCAGACGAAGCCCUCAGGCAUGAGUUCUUUGUCUCAUGCCAUGAGAGUUUGAGGAAGCAGAGGAUGCUCAGGAAAGGGCUCAGUUAGGACUCUGCAAAGGUCCAGAGUGAUCACCUUCUUCAUAGACAAAGUCAAGUCUCAUUGGACCUGUGAAAGGGGUAAGGUUGAUCAGCAUUUUUGAAGGCUCAGUAUCUUAACUGAAAUGCUCAGCCAGUCUCAAACUAUGCUGGCUGCCAUAACCAUUGUUAUGAUAUUAUAAGUUUUUUGACUCACCUCUUUUUUGCCUAUACGUAGAGAUGGAUGUAAUGUAAAAUGCUGUAGAUAUGUUAAAUCCACACCAGAGCUUCUUACCAUUUACUUUUAA
Molecule: messenger RNA, 3456 nt
Organism: Quercus robur (English oak)
Lineage: Eukaryota; Viridiplantae; Streptophyta; Magnoliopsida; Fagales; Fagaceae
Exons: 14
Coding region: 270-3179 (969 amino acids)
Biological process (GO): protein phosphorylation; mitotic DNA damage checkpoint signaling
Cellular component (GO): nucleus
Molecular function (GO): protein serine/threonine kinase activity; ATP binding
Source: RefSeq, a predicted model, not a curated record